AUGACCUCCGUGCCCCAUCUGGAUUGCGAACGAUCCACAAGCUGGAACCUGGCCCAGCGACAGGCUUUUAGUGCUAGAAACCAACGAAAAAUACGACACGUGCAAGCAAUAUUGGUGAGGAACCUCAAAUUACCUGCAAAUGUGUCCGGCAAGGAUCCCCGAUUACUGAGAUUGAAGACAAAAUCCACUGUGAAUAUGGCCAACGGUGCAAGUACUCAGAACAAUAAGGUCAAGACAUUGAGUCGGGUGGGAGAUUUGAUUCAAUUGUCUCGAAACGAGGAGUUUUCAAGCCAAGACAAGGUUCAACUAGGAAGUGAUCCUGUGGAGCGUCAGCUGGAGAUUCAGGCAAUCAACAAGCGCAUGUUUCUGGAGUGCUUUUUCACAGUUAACCAUUUUUUAGAUACGAAAACCCCAUUUUAUAUUAGUCGAGUUUUCUCUGACUCGGUCCAUAUUUGCGACGAUAUACAACUUUCCAGUUUAUCUCUCAAAUCAUUCACUAUCAACCUUUACGCCAAAAUAGACACUGAUUGGAAAUUGUUGGUACGUUACAAUGUGAAACUUUCAUUUUUGGUCAAUCUCGGUAGCGACUACGAGGUCAUUGAAUCCAAGUUGAGGAACGAGCCAAACUUACUGCUUCUCAAGCUGAACGAUGACUGCUACUACGUGCAGUCCAGCACAUACCUGCCUAGAGAAGUGAUCAAAGAUUUAAAAACCUAUCACCUGAAUAAAAGCGCAAGAAGCUACCUCCAUGAGGAGCCCACCUGCACCUUUGAUCAGAUCAUGAAGCUGAAUAACUUGACUGUUUGCUUAGUGGAUUUGCUUUCCUCUAAAAAAGUUCUCACAGAUAAAAUUGAGUCACUAUUGAGAAACUCUUGCCCUCCGAAGAGUAAUCCAGUGGCCAUCAAUUGUCUAAAAACGCUUAUUGAUAAUCAAAAACUAAGCAAUAAGCUUCUCAAACAGCAGAUUUAUCGUCUUACUGACAUUCAGCGCGCAAAACAAUGUGAAACACGCCAUGCAUUACUGAAAGAGUAUAAGCGCGAAGAUUAUGCUCAUUAUUCACUGGAUCUGGAAUCCAUAAGCUCGCAAAUAUCGAAAGAAAAGUCCAGAAUAGCCAAUACACUCUUGACAAUCUUCCCUAUAACAAUAUCUGAUAGCUUGGAGUUCUCGCUUUUUGGGUACAGACUCCCCCAAAGCUUGAAUUAUCUGAAGAUGACUCGCAUAGAAAUGGAGAAAACCAAUGCACUACUUGGUAUAGUGGUAUUUCUAGUGAUCAAACUGUCCAACUAUUUGGACGUGCCUUUGAGAUAUCCACUUAAAUUUCUUGGCUCUAAUUCUUAUAUUACGGACCCAGUCUCCAAAAUGCAAACCAAGCUCCGCGUUUACCCUCUAUUUGUUGUUCAAAAUAGUAAUCUGGCCAUCCGGUUUGAAUUUGGAUUAUCCCUACUAUUGAAGAAUUUACAGCAAGUGUUCGAAUCAGAAAAUCUUUCCAAGCUCGACGACCACGACUUACUUGCUAACUUGAAGGUAUUGUUGACAUGUAUAGCGACAGAUGAUGGAUUGGAACUCAAUGAUUAUCUUGUAACAAAAGACAAAGUCAAUACUAUCAAGCUCAAUCUGUUGAAAAAAUGA
Messenger RNA from Ogataea angusta, 1629 nucleotides. RefSeq lists its product as uncharacterized. Gene Ontology annotation, molecular function: SNARE binding. The coding region runs from base 1 to 1629 and encodes 542 amino acids. The record is from RefSeq and is a predicted model, not a curated record. NCBI's taxonomy places the organism in Eukaryota, Fungi, Ascomycota, Pichiomycetes, Pichiales, Pichiaceae. The transcript has a single exon. Gene Ontology annotation, biological process: SNARE complex assembly. Gene Ontology annotation, cellular component: lytic vacuole; endosome.